AUGAUUUGGUUCCUUGCAACUUUAUUAAUGUUGUUGCCUCGGAUCACACGUUAUAUUCCUCUCAGUAAAUGCAGUGUGGGAGACCCAGUCCUUAUUAAGCACAAGAAAUAUCAUUCAGAGGAUCUGGUUAUUGGUGGAAUCACUUCUCAAAUUUCCAUGUUUUCCAGUUCUAUGACAUUCAUAAGGAAUCCAUCAGAAGAAACAGUUGAUGAUUUCAUGUAUUUCAUGGCAACAUGGGCAUAUCUUGCUUCUAUGGAGCUUCUUUCUUCACAUGACAGUUUCAUUCCCAACUACAGAUGUAACAUCCACCAAAAUUUAGUAUGUGUUAUUGCGGGAUCCAAUUCUCAUAACUCUCGAGUAAUGGCAGACAUAUUGAGCAUUUACAAGAUUCCACAGAUUACAUAUGGCUCUGCCCCAGUGAUUGAUAACAUAAUUCAUGAAGUCUUCUUCCAUCAAAUGUUUCCAAAUGAACAUCUUCAAAUUAUGGGCAUUGUCCAAUUGCUGCUGCAUUUUAGUUGGACCUGGAUCGGGAUAAUUUUUCAUGCGAAUGACGUUGGUGAAAGAUUUCUGAGGGAAGAGCUCAUUAUGUUUUCUCAGACUGGAAUCUGUUUUGAUUACAUUCAAGAGUUUCCAACGGAAAUUUUUUCAGAUGAGAUGGGAGAACUACUGGAUAGUUUUCUUGAAAUAUACAAAGUCAUUAUGACAAGUACCUCCAAUGUUGUCAUUUUAUAUUCAGAAAACCAAGUGAUGGCAUUUUUCAGAAUGAUCUCUGUUUCAGAAAUUGUGGAUACUGUGGCUGUGGAGAGAAAAGACAAAGUUUGGAUUUUGCCAGCCCAAAUGGAAUACGCUUCUGUUCCAUUUCAAAGAUACAGAAGAAUGGACUUCAUCCAUGGUACUCUUUCUUUCGCAGUUUCAUCAAAAGAAUUAUUAGGAUUCAAUAGAUUUCUUCAGAUGAGAAACAAUGUUCCAGAAGAGAAAGACAGACUUUCACGAGUCUUUUGGGAACAAGCCUUUGGAUGUUCCUUGUCAACUUCAACUUUAAAGCCAAACUCAGAGAAAAGAUGUACUGGGGAAGAGAAGCUGGAGGCUCUUCCAGACUCUGUUUUUGAACUGAGCAUGACUGGGCAAAGCUACAGUAUCUACAAUGCAGUCCAUGUUGUGGCACAUGCUCUCCAAGGCAUGCUUACUUCCUACUCCAAACACAGAGCAAUGACCGGUACCGGUAUUAGUAAAAGGAAACUUCUCGAUCAUCAAGUAUGGCAGCUUCAUCACUACCUAAGAAAAGUCUCAUUUAACAACACUGCAGGAGAAAACAUUUUCUUUGACCAGAAUGGGAAGGUUGCAACUGGCUUUGACAUUAUCAACUGGGUCACCUUUCCAAAUCAAUCCUUUCUUAGGAUCAAAGUUGGAAAAGUAAAUCCAUCAGCUCAACUAGAAAGCCUUUUCUCUCUAUCAGCAGAUAACAUUGUCUGGGCCAACCUUUUUAAUCAGACACCACCUCUUUCUUUGUGCAAUGAUCAUUGCUCCUUUGGUUACAGCAAGAUCAAAAUAAAAGGGAAACCAUUUUGCUGUUACAGAUGCCUUCGUUGCUCAGAAGGGAAAAUUGCCAAUCAGACAGAUUCAGAUGACUGUUUCCCAUGUCCUGAAGAAAACUAUCCUAACAAGGAACAGCUGCUUUGCAUUAAAAAACAUACAACCUUCUUGUCUUACAAAGAACCCUUGGGAAUCACCUUGGCAAGUGUGGCUUUCUUCUUUUCUUUAAUCUCAGCCAUGGUACUGGGGAUUUUCAUUAAACAGCGGGACACUCCCAUUGUCAAAGCUAACAACAGGAACCUGACCUAUAGUCUUCUAGUUGUUCUCUUCCUCUCCUUCCUUUGUACUUUGCUUUUUGUUGGACAACCUGACCAAGUAAAAUGUCUCAUGCGACAAAUUGCUUUUGGCAUCAUCUUCUCUGUAGCUCUUUCAUGUAUAUUGGGGAAAACAACUAUAGUCGUCCUUGCUUUCUUGGCCACCAAACCAGGCUCCAAAAUAAGGAAAUGGGUGGGGAAAAGGCUGGCCAAUACUAUUGUCUUAUCUUGCUCUCUGGUGCAAGUAACUAUUUGUAGUGUGUGGCUGGCAGUUUCUCCCCCAUUCCCAGAUUCAGACAUCCACUCCAUGACUGAAGAGAUUGUCCUGGAAUGUAAUGAAGGCUCAGGCAUCAUGUUUUACAUUGUCCUUGGCUUUAUGGGGUUCUUGGCAGCCAUCAGCUUCACGGUGGCCUUUUUAGCUAGAAAAUUACCUGAUAGCUUUAAUGAAGCCAAAUUUAUCACCUUCAGCAUGUUGGUCUUUUGCAGUGUCUGGGUUUCAUUUGUUCCCACUUAUCUGAGUACCAAGGGAAAGUACAUGGUGGCUGUGGAGAUCUUCUCCAUUUUGGCUUCUGCAGCUGGAUUGCUUGGCUUUAUCUUUUUCCCCAAAUGCUAUAUUAUUGUUAUGAGGCCUGAUUUGAACAGAAAGGAAAAGCUGAUAAAGAAACAAAACUGA
Messenger RNA from Ahaetulla prasina, 2520 nucleotides. Its product is annotated as vomeronasal type-2 receptor 26-like. The record is from RefSeq and is a predicted model, not a curated record. The transcript is spliced from 6 exons. Gene Ontology annotation, cellular component: membrane. Bases 1 to 2520 code for a protein of 839 amino acids. NCBI's taxonomy places the organism in Eukaryota, Metazoa, Chordata, Lepidosauria, Squamata, Colubridae. Gene Ontology annotation, biological process: G protein-coupled receptor signaling pathway. Gene Ontology annotation, molecular function: G protein-coupled receptor activity.